Molecule: messenger RNA, 569 nt
Organism: Pezoporus flaviventris
Lineage: Eukaryota; Metazoa; Chordata; Aves; Psittaciformes; Psittacidae
Gene: RPS12
Product: ribosomal protein S12
Exons: 5
Coding region: 146-544 (132 amino acids)
Biological process (GO): translation
Cellular component (GO): ribosome; cytosolic small ribosomal subunit
Molecular function (GO): structural constituent of ribosome
Source: RefSeq, a predicted model, not a curated record
GAGCGGAAUCCCCGCGGUCGCCGGGGCAUCGUGGCGGGAGCGGGCCGGGCGGGGGCCUCGGGGCGGCCGGCGCCGCUCACCGCGGCGGCCUUUGUCUGUAUUUCCAGCAGGAAGCCGGGCGGGAACAGCACCCACCGUGAGCACCAUGGCCGAGGAAGGCAUUACUGCUGGAGGUGUAAUGGAUGUUAACACCGCCCUGCAAGAAGUGCUUAAGACUGCACUUAUCCAUGAUGGCCUAGCUCGUGGUAUUCGUGAAGCAGCCAAAGCCUUGGACAAACGCCAAGCCCAUCUUUGUGUUCUGGCUUCAAAUUGUGAUGAACCCACAUAUGUAAAAUUAGUUGAAGCGCUUUGUGCAGAACAUCAGAUCAACUUAAUAAAGGUUGAUGACAACAAGAAACUGGGUGAAUGGGUAGGUCUCUGCAAGAUCGACAGAGAAGGAAAACCUCGCAAAGUAGUGGGCUGCAGUUGUGUGGUUGUCAAAGACUAUGGCAAGGAAUCUCAGGCCAAGGAUGUCAUCGAAGAGUACUUCAAGUGCAAGAAAUGAACCAGAAAAUAAAUUUUGAACCUGA